Messenger RNA from Entamoeba dispar SAW760, 2388 nucleotides. RefSeq names its product coatomer subunit beta'-3, putative. The transcript has a single exon. The record is from RefSeq and is a predicted model, not a curated record. Gene Ontology annotation, cellular component: COPI vesicle coat. NCBI's taxonomy places the organism in Eukaryota, Evosea, Mastigamoebida, Endamoebidae. The coding region runs from base 1 to 2388 and encodes 795 amino acids. Gene Ontology annotation, molecular function: protein binding; structural molecule activity. Gene Ontology annotation, biological process: endoplasmic reticulum to Golgi vesicle-mediated transport; retrograde vesicle-mediated transport, Golgi to endoplasmic reticulum; intracellular protein transport.
AUGAGUUUAAGAGUAAACCCAUCAUUUGAAACACGUACAGCACGAGUUAAAGGAAUUUCAUUUCAUCCAACAAGAAGUUGGGUAUUAGCAUCAUUACAUAAUGGAAAAAUUCAACUUUGGGAUAUGAGAACACGUACAUUAUUACAUGUUUAUGAAGGACAUAAAGGACCAGUGAGAAGUGUUCAAUUUCAUCCAGAUAGACCUAUUUUUGUAAGUGGAGGAGAUGAUACAAUGAUUAUUGUAUGGAGUUAUACUAAACAUAGAGAAAUAUGUAAAUUAACAGGUCAUAUGGAUUAUGUUAGAACAGUUCAAUUUCAUCCAAGUGAAGCAUGGAUUAUAUCAAGUUCAGAUGAUAGAACAAUUAGAAUAUGGAAUUGGAUGUCAAGACAAUGUAUUUUAAUUUUACCAGGUCAUGAACAUUAUGUUAUGUCAGCAUUUUUUCAUCCUAAACCAAAUAUUCCAUUAAUUGUUUCAGCAUCAUUAGAUCAAACAGUAAGAGUUUGGGAUAUUUCAGGAUUAAAAGAAAGAGGAGAAGGAGUAGUUAAAUUUAUUAUUGAUGGACAUCAAUUAGGAGUAAAUUGGGCAGUUUUUCAUCCAAAUCAACAAUAUAUUGCAACAGCAUCAGAUGAUAAAACUGUUAGAUUAUGGAAAUAUAAUGAUACAAGAGUAUGGGAAGUAUGUUGUUUAAGAGGACAUUCAUCUAUUGUUUCAUGUGUUCAAUUUAUGUCAAAUUGUGAUAUUUUAAUAAGUAAUUCAGAAGAUAGAACAAUUAAAAUAUGGGAUAUAACAAAAAGAACAUUAAUUAGUUCAUAUAGAAGAGAAAGAGAUAGAUUUUGGAAUAUUGGAAUUCAUCCAAAAGGAAAUAUUAUAGGAUGUGGACAUGAUUCAGGAAUGAUUAUAUUUAAAUUAAAUGAAGAAAGAAUACCAAUAAUUAAAACAGAUGAUAGAUUAUAUUAUCUUUGUAGAGGAGCAAUUAGAGUAUUUGAAUUUUCAGGGAAGAAAGAUUCAGGAUUAAUUAAUUUACCUAAAAGAAGUAAUGCAGGAAUUAAUGAAUAUAUUGGAAAUUUAGUAAUAGAUGAAAAUAGAAAAUAUAUAAUUGUUUGUUAUCCUAAACAAAAUUCACAUGAUUUAUAUAAUAUUAGUAAUGGAAAAGAAAGUACAGGAAUUCCUAUUAAAGGAGGAUAUUGUGUUAGAAUAAAACAAGGAUAUGCAGCAUUUGAUAAAGGAGCAUCAACUAUUUCAAUAAGAAAAUAUGAUGGAAGUGUUAUUAGAUCAAUUACAUUAACAGAAAGACCAGAAAGAAUGGUAAAAGGACCAUAUUUAGGAAGUGUUGUAUUUGGAACAAAAGAAGAAGCAAUUAUUUUUGAUAUUGAAAGUCAAAAAGUAAUUAAAGUUGUUAAAAUGAAAACACUUAAACGAGUAGUUUCAGGAGGAAUAUAUGGAGAAUAUUGUGGAUUAAUUGGAAAAAGACAAAUUGUUAUUUUAAAUAAUAAAAUGGAAGUAGUUUGUAAAAAUAAUGAAGUAGCAAAAGUUAAAAGUGGAGUAUUUUUUGGAGAAACAAUGUUUUAUACAACAACAAGUCAUUUAAAAUAUAUUCUUCCUAAUGGAGAAGGAGGAGUUAUUAAACAAUUAGAAACAGUUAUGUAUUUAGCUGAUGCAAGACCACCAAAAAUGUAUUUAGUUAAUAGAGAAGGACAAUUAAAAUUAUUAACAAUUAAUCCAAAUGAAUAUUUAUUUAAACUUAAUGUAUUUAGUAAAGAUUAUUCAACACUUGUUUCUAUGGUAGAACAACGUGAUGUUAUUGGACAAUAUAUUGUAGGAUAUCUUAGAAAUAAAGGAUUACCUGAAAUUGCAUUACAAUGUGUUAGAGACCCACAAAUUAGAGCAGAUUUAUCAUUAAAAUGUCUUAAUUUAGAAACAGCAUUUGAUGCAUGUAAACAAUUAGAUUCUCCUUUAAUGUGGAAAUCAUUAGGAAAUGCAGCAAUGAUUUCUGGACAUCAAGAAUAUGCUGAUAAAGCUUAUCAAAAAACACAAGAUGUUACUCGUGCAUCUUAUUUAUAUGUAAGUUGUGGUGCAUUAGAAAAAUUAGAUAAAAUUAUAAAGGUAACUGAAAAAUGGGGAGAUUUUGAUGCACAUUUUACUUGUUCAACAUUAAGUGGAAACAAAGUUCAAAUAGUUAAAUCUUUAUUUGAUGCUGGUCAAUUAAAUUUAUCAUAUCUUGCUGCUAAAAAACAUGGUUUAGAUGAAUUAGCUGAAAAAAUCGCUCUAGAAAUUAAAAAUCAAGGAAAUCAACUACCAAAAAUUCCUCAAAAUAAAAAACCAAUCCCUUUUCCUUCUCAACCAACUAAUCCUUUAUUAGUGAUUAAAUCUUGGCCUACUGUGGUUUAA